Messenger RNA from Mizuhopecten yessoensis (Yesso scallop), 2612 nucleotides. Its product is annotated as transcription intermediary factor 1-beta-like. The coding region runs from base 399 to 1214 and encodes 271 amino acids. Gene Ontology annotation, cellular component: nucleoplasm; chromatin. The transcript has a single exon. Gene Ontology annotation, molecular function: zinc ion binding; ubiquitin-protein transferase activity. Gene Ontology annotation, biological process: positive regulation of DNA-templated transcription. NCBI's taxonomy places the organism in Eukaryota, Metazoa, Mollusca, Bivalvia, Pectinida, Pectinidae. The record is from RefSeq and is a predicted model, not a curated record.
CUGUACCUACUAACAUAUACAUACUAGUGUGUAUAUAAAGAGUGAUAUCGCUGACAAGCCGCCAGACAGAACCUCACAUUUCUCCACACUCAGAUAACGAGUCUUGACAGCCUAUACAAUUAAUUUCAAAUUAUAAGUUUUCUUUAAAAGUCCAGAAACAACAUUAAACAGCGCUGUGAUGGUUCUAUUUUAGUUAUUGUGACAAAGCCGAAUGGCAUAAAGUGUUCAUUCGUGUGUAUCCGUAUCGGCUAUCGUACGUGUGUGUCAGACUGAUCAUGUGAUAUAAACCUAACACGGAAGUAUAUAUGUGAAUGUUUACCUUAGCCGACAUAACAACACAGCAGUGGCAUUUUGACGUUCUGAAGCAACAGUUAUAGUAUUCUGCGAAGACCAGCACUAUGGCAGGUUACAGUUCCGUUCUGUCUGACCAGGACUCCCCUACCACCACGUGUGCUCUGUGUGACAGUCAGGACAACGUUAACUGGUAUUGUAACGACUGCCAGGACGCAUUGUGUGACCGAUGUAAGGCGGCCCAUACACGCGGGAGGAAAACCAGAAACGAUAUCGUCGUAUCGAUAGGGGAUGCUAACCGUCAGGAAGACAAGCCUGUACCAGAGGUAUGUAAACUACAUCCCGGUGAACUGUGUGACAUGUACUGUUGUGAUUGUGACACACUGAUGUGUUUGAUGUGUUUUGAGCAAACACAUAAACAGCACAACUGGAAACGUUUUGAGGACGAAUUUACCGCCAGAAAACAACGUUUAAAAGAGCAGAUGGCAUCACUAUCUGCUAUCAUUGCCCAUUCUGAGAACCAGCGGUCAGAGCAGCAUCGCGCUAAUCAAUCGGUUAUAGACAACCUUGAUAACAACAGCGUAGAGGUAAACUUUCAAAGGACAAAGAUAAAGGCAGAAAUAGAUUCAAUUGCAGAUGCAGUGCUGGCUGAGUUAUCGUCCUUGGAGGAAGAAGAAUCUGCGAUGCAUGAGAAAUAUUGUGAAAAGUCGGAGAAAAAGGUUGAAGAGCUGACUCAACUGUUAGAAAAAAUGGAAAUGUUGAAUACAUCGAAUGUAUCGAGGCUUGAGAUAGACAAGUUAGUGAGCACAACAUUAACCUCGUGUGAUGAAGACGAAGAUGUGUUACCAAAACUACCAAAUUUUGUUUCUGGAGAUGUCGACCACGAUAACCUCAGGAAAAUGGUGGGUGAAUUUAUUCCUUAAGAACCAAUAAGAAGAAAUAUACAUCAAAAGCGAACAGAUGCGAUGCCUUUUUGAGUUAUAGCGUUACUCGCUUACAGUUGUGUAUUCAGUACAUGUUUAACUGACGACAGCAACUCCUUAUUGUCAGAGUAUUAAUACAACUUGCUGGUAUACAGGUCGUCGCAUCGACAGUGGAACAGUGAUUCAUAAAUUAACCCAAUCACCAUCGUCGUGAUAAAUAUAUACUUUUGACCAGUUAUCUUAUUUAAACACUCUCUCUUAACAGAAAGAAAUGGCAGUUGUUACCAAUGACAGCCAACAUAAAGAAAACCUUUUUUUUAUUAACUAUAAUCAUCGCCAUUGUCGUGAUAAAAAGAUAAAUUUGACCAGUGAUCUUGUUUAAACUCACUCUCCAAACAGAAAUGUUUACGGCUGUUACCAACGACAGUCAGCAACAAAGAAAUAUCAUUAUCAACAGCAGAGACGAUGUUUUUUUCUGUUUUUGGUUUCAUUUGUUUGUUUUAUGAACUGAACUAUAAUCCUUCAUCAACGAAUUAAGCAUAAAUUGACAUAUAGUUGAUAGAUAAAUAAAUGACAUGCAUUCUACAGAGAAAUUAUAAGCACACAUUAAAAAAAGGUUUCUCGAUGGAGAAAGCCAGACAAAGUAUAUGUUUACUGCACAAUAUGACCAUUUAAAUCAUUUAUGACUCAGCGGUGGUACACGAAGUCAUUAGAAUAGAAAUACAUAUCUUAUGUGUUUCAAAAUAUAUGUCGAAAUACAGGAAAGGACAUAAUGUAUAUAGAAUUACAGGAAAUGGCAAAAAAUAUGUAACAAUACAGGAAAGGGCAAAAUAUAGGUAGAAAUACAGGAAAGGGCAAACUAUAUGUAGAAAUACAGGAAUGGGAAAAAUAUAUGUAGAAUUACAGGAAAGGACAAAAUAUAUGUGGAAAUACAGGAAAGGAAAACGGUCUGUAUAUGACCUUCAUAGCGUUACAUUGUUUAUUUUAAUUUUGGCUACAGCAUAUUAUAUAGUUAGGUAUCAUAUGUAUUGUAAUUCAUUUCCUUGUCUGGUUAUAUUAAUAUGAAUGCUUUAUUAUUUUGAUAUGUUCUUAAUAUCAAGAUGUGUAGGAGAUAAUUCCCAUAUGUAUCUUAUUGAAGUGUAUCAUCUUUGUCCAUGUCAAUCACAUUCAAGUAAAUGACACCAUGAUGACUUUUACACCUUACUACAUUUAUAAAGAUACCCAUUAAAUACCUUUGUAAAAUUAAUUUGCCCUAAGUUUGUUACUCUACAUGGUACUCGCGCUGCUACAUUUGUAGAUUAUCUGUUGUUAUUUUGAAUACCAUAUAUAUAACUCGGUUUUAAAGAUGGAAUCACUGGUGUGUGUUAUGUUCAUUUCUCAAUAAAAAAAUCAAGUACA